Molecule: messenger RNA, 1773 nt
Organism: Aspergillus pseudotamarii
Lineage: Eukaryota; Fungi; Ascomycota; Eurotiomycetes; Eurotiales; Aspergillaceae
Product: MFS transporter
Exons: 3
Coding region: 1-1773 (590 amino acids)
Biological process (GO): transmembrane transport
Molecular function (GO): transmembrane transporter activity
Source: RefSeq, a predicted model, not a curated record
AUGUUCAAGCGUCUCUCAGGUGGUCUACAGCGCCAGGAUGGUGAUUGGUCUGCCUUUCCUGUACGCCAACUUUUUGUGUUAGCAUGUUGCCGAAUCUGUGAGCCAAUUGCGUUUAUGUCCAUUUUUCCUUAUGUCUACCACAUGGUAGAAUCAUUCCACGUGACAGACAAUGAUCGCAAAAUUGCCCUUUACGCGGGCAUGAUCACUUCUGCAUUUACAUUCGCAGAGUUCUCUACAGGCAUGUUCUGGGGGCGCAUGAGUGACAAGAUUGGUAGAAAACCAGUCCUAAUCAUGGGGCUGAUCGGAACCGCUAUCAGUAUGAUUGUGUUUGGAUUUGCCCCGAACCUACCCACUGCAAUGAUCGCCCGAGCUCUAGGUGGCCUGCUGAACGGAAACAUCGGAGUGCUUCAGACGACCGUUGCGGAGAUUGUAACGGUCAAGGAACAUCAACCCCGGGCUUACUCGAUCAUGCCGUUUGUUUGGUGCUUAGGAUCGAUCAUCGGACCCGCCAUGGGCGGUGCGCUGGCACAGCCGUGCGAAAACUAUCCCUGGUUAUUUCUGCGCGGCACUAUCCUCGAAACUUUCCCAUUUCUGCUGCCCAACGUGGUCUGCGUUGUCGUUCUACUGUUCGGCAUCGUGGUUGGCUUCCUGUUUUUGGAGGAGACCCAUCCGGAGAAAAAGUACAACCGGGACCUUGGUUUGGAGUUGGGCAACUGGCUCAUCGGAAAGUGCCGCAGAUCUUCUGUACAGCUGACCGAGGACACGGAUAUCAAGGUUGAAUCACAGGAAGCGGAUUAUCUCGACUACGAUGUUCCCCCGCCUGAGUACAAGAGCAAUGAGUCCUCCCCGCAGUUGUCGCCGAUGAAGGAUUUGGAUAAUCUGUCCGAUGAUGACGACAUUGAAGGCCUGGUGAAGAAUGAGAAGUGUGGAACUCCUAAGGCUUUUACUAAACAAGUUAUUUUCAACAUCAUUGCCUACGGAAUCCUUGCAUACCACAGUGUCUCUUUUGAUCAGCUGAUGCCCGUUUUCCUAAGCACCCCAAAGUCCGACGAUGAUACCAUAUUGCCAUUCAAAUUUACUGGAGGCCUCGGUCUGCCCACGAAGACAAUCGGCUUCAUGCUCGCAGUGCAGGGUGUUUACUCUAUGAUUGCCCAGCUCUGGCUGUUUCCAUUCGUUGUCCGCCACUUUGGCACUUUGCGUACUUUCCGCUUCGUGCUCCUUGUCUGGCCCCCUCUUUACCUGUUGGUUCCAUACCUCAUUCUCCUCCCCGAAGCGCUUCAGACGACCGCGGUGUAUGCUGCCUUGAUCAGCAAGAUCACCUUCCAUGUCAUCGCUUUCCCGUCAACCGCCAUUUUGCUCGCCAAUGCUGCUCCAUCCUCCAAAGUGCUUGGAUCCAUUAAUGGUGCAGCUGCCUCGACGGCAAGUCUGAGCCGUGCUUUCGGCCCAACCGUAACUGGCCUACUUCACUCGAAAGGUCUCGAGAGUGGAUACUCUGUGCUGGCCUGGUGGGCCUGUGGCAUUGUUUGCAUAAUUGGAGCCAUCCAGAGCUUCUGGAUGGAGGAGAGCGACUCGAAGACCGAUUCCAAGCACACCGAGCAGCAUGAAUGCAAUGCAAGCGAGGCCAACCUGCGGGGCUCGUACACUGCGGGCAAGGAGGACGCCACCCCAGAAGAAGUGCGGAGAUUAUUGUCCUCUGCACGGACUAGUGUUGACGAUUCUGAAAUGCUCAAUGUCGAUUUGACACAAACUCUCGCCAAGUACGAGCAUGAUUGA